AUUGUGUGGUAGUAUUCAAGAUUUUGUAAAUGAACUAAUAGGACAAAACAACGCUGUGCAAUAAAUGCAAAUUAGUACACUUUCUUCGGUUGGUUAGCUGAAAUUAAUUAAACAGAUGCAUUAAAAUAUACUGAUAGUGAACUAACCGUUGUGUAAAAACGUUUUUCUGCUCCGAAAGCAUCAAUUCUACAAAAGACUCAUUGCAAACUAAAGGUGAAAAAGAGCUCUAACGGAUUUUAUUGAUUAACUGAAAUAGUUAACAAUGGAUUUUCGCGAGUUGAACAAAAUCAAGAAAGAAAAUAAAAAGAAGCCCAUGCUUGUAAUUAAAGAUCGAAAAACUGCUCUGUCGGCUUUGGAUAUUCAAAAGUUGUUAGGCUUGACGAUUUUCCCCCAACAUUUCGUUAAAUGGCCUGAUUGGUGUUCAGUCACCAAGCCCUCGUUCAUCAAGAAUAUUGUUCUGGUAUUUAUUAACAGAGUAAAUACUCUAAAAUCGAACGAGAAAUAUGGACAACAGUUUGCUCUGAUGUUUGGGGAGCCACUGAAAGUAUUAAAUCCAGAAGCUUAUAAGUAUACAUGGGACAGAGAAAUUUCUACUGUCCCCAGAAGUUUCCUCACAACUCACGCAGCAGCUAUGGCGGAUUUAAAUAAGUCAAUACUAACUCCUGUUCCCCGCCGCACGUGGAUAGAUGAUGAAAAAACUAUUGAUAAAAUGCGUAUAAUCAAAUCAGUUCACGAAAUAACUAAAGAACAGUUACCUUCACAGACUAAUAAUUCUACUUCUACUACUACAACAACUACUAAUGAACCAGUAGAAAAACGCACUCUUAAAAGAAAAGCUGAUAAACUUUUUCCAUUACCUAUACCAGGUACACCAGAUGCAUUUGAUAGAACUUUACUGAUUUUAAAUGUUGAGCAAAUGAAAAAAGAAAACGUUCCAUUACCUAAUGAAUUAUUAAUCGACCAACGUAAAUACUUCAAAAACCGUUCAGAUUUUGUACCGAGUAAACCUGUAUACCUUCCUGUAUCAGCCAACAGCCCAAUGUAUGCAGUAGACUGCGAAAUGGUACUUACAUCCGUAGGAAGUGAGUUGGCUCGAGUGACUAUGGUUGAUGAGAAGGCAACAGUUAUGUUCGAUCGUUUAGUGAAACCGCCAAAUCCUGUUAAAGACUAUUUAACUAAAUUCAGUGGAAUUACUAGAGAAAUGCUUGCAUUAAUAGAUACCACACUGGCAGAUAUACAGCGCGAAUUAGCUGAAACGUUACCAGGAGAUGCUAUCUUAGUUGGUCAUUCAAUUGGAAAUGAUUUAGAAGCCAUGAAGGUUUUUCAUCCGUAUUUAAUUGAUACAAGUGUCAUCUAUAAUCUGAAAGGCAAUAGAGCGGCUAAAACACGUCUUCGAUUUCUAUCAGAACAUUUUCUUGGACGUAUGAUUCAAACUGGUAAAGGAGGUCAUUCUUCCGCUGAAGAUGCCAUUGCUACAAUGGAUCUGGUGCGAUUAAAAUUAAGCCAAGAUAUUGGCUUUGGUGAUGUGACUACAUCUUGGCGUUUCCCAGAAGAUUACCAAUCGCCAAUAGAAACCAAGUCUGCUAGAUUUACUGCAUUAACAAGUAAUAAACAAAACUCAAACAUCUCUGGUUGUUUACAGCAAUACGACAAUACUACUAACGACAAUAACCUUCCAUUUAUUUCAUCAACAUGUAAUGGUUUAUUAACAGAAAGUCAAUAUUUUGAAACUCAUCCAGUUUUUCAAGAUCAUCUAUUAAAAUUAUGUUCAUUUUAUAAAUCUUUGGGUAAACCAAUUCACUUGUUUAAUCGUUUACUACAUGAUUCCGGUGUAACUUAUGCUUAUUGGCCAAUUUAUCAAGGAGAAAACGACAAAGAACAACAACAACAACAAAGAGAAGAACAAGAGAGAGAAAAGGAAUCAGUACAGCAUAUUACUACUGAUUCAAAACAUAGCGAAAUUUUCAUACCUAUAAAUUUUAAUUCAACUGAUCAUCAAACGACCACUACUGAUAAUGUAAAUACAACAACAACAACUGCUACUACUACCAACAGUGAUGAACCUACAACAACAUUGACAGUAGUCAAUAAGAUUUCGAAAAAAUUAUCAAAUUACAUCGUUGGUUUAUGUAAUUCACAUAGAUUGGUAAUGAUACAGGCGAAUUGUUCGCCUGAAUGGGAUAAAGAAGUAAGUUGUUUAAUAAAUUGUACAGUUCUAUUACUAUGGAGCGUUUGUAGAUGUGAUUGAAAUUCAUGGUUUACAUCAUUGACCAAUCUUAGUUAGAUAAUCAUUGAAAACCAAAAAGUACUGAGUAACUGUUUCGUCUUAGUAUGGGACUUCUCAGCAGCAAAGCACAUCCAUGACGCCGUAAGAAUCUGAACACUUAACAUUUAGACCGUUCAGUUGCCGGUUAGCUGUUUACAUGUCUAACUUCACGCAUUUCACGGUUUUUAUUUGACGCAGUUAAAAUGUGAUACGACUGAGUACUCGAAUAUUAUGCGCUACAGAAAAUAACAUUUGUGAGUCCUUAUACCGAAUCAAGUAGUUUUCGUAGGAAGCGUCUCCUCAAGCUUCUGACCUAAAGACCCAGCCCACAAGGCAGUUGAACAAAGCCAGAUGGUGCUGUCCGAUGGUAGUCAGCGACUACAAAUGUUUCCCUCAGGAUUCUGGAGCCAACGUACACCAUUAGUUUAGAAUCAGGAUUUCCCAGGUAAAACCUUCGUAUCGGCCAAACAAACACAAAAUAAGACUACUUAGCCAUCUUACAACGAUACUAGAGGUUAACUGUCUCACAUGGUUAGAGUUUAUUGGUUACAGCUUCUUCCUACGUCCCUGG
This is a messenger RNA of Schistosoma bovis, 2837 nucleotides long. NCBI's taxonomy places the organism in Eukaryota, Metazoa, Platyhelminthes, Trematoda, Strigeidida, Schistosomatidae. The record is from the annotation of a GenBank genome assembly.